AUGUCCUGGCGCAAUCAAGGCAUCACCGGCUCCAACAACAUCCCCCUCGGCACUCGUCGCAGGUUUGGCGGCGACACGACGCCUUCCGAAGACAAGGAUGGCUACGACCCCUCUGCACCCGCCACCGGCCUUUCUGACCUGAAGCGCGGCCGUAGCCCUGUUCGCGAGCUCAACCCCGAUGGCACCCGCAAGCGCAAGAAGCGCAACCGCUGGGGCGAUGCAUCCGACAACAAGGCCGCUGGCCUCAUGGGUCUUACCACCGCCAUUACCGCCCAUAUGACCGCCGAGCAGCUGGAAGCCUACACCCUGCACCUGCGCAUUGAGGAGAUCAGCCAGAAGCUGAGGAUCAACGACGUGGUCCCGGCUGACGGUGAUAGGUCGCCUUCGCCUCCCCCGCAAUAUGACAACUUUGGUCGUCGUGUCAACACCCGCGAAUACCGUUACCGCAAGAAGUUGGAGGAUGAACGCCACAAGCUCAUCGAGAAGGCGAUGAAAGUCAUCCCUAACUACCAUCCUCCUUCUGACUACAGGCGCCCAACCAAGACCCAGGAGAAGGUCUACGUCCCAGUCAAUGACUACCCGGAGAUUAACUUCAUCGGACUACUCAUCGGACCCCGUGGAAACACCUUGAAGAAGAUGGAGGCCGAGUCUGGUGCCAAGAUUGCCAUCCGUGGCAAGGGCUCCGUCAAGGAGGGCAAGGGCCGCUCCGAUGCCGCUCACACCAGCAACCAGGAGGAGGAUCUUCACUGCCUGAUCAUGGCCGACACCGAGGAGAAGGUCAACAAGGCCAAGAAGCUGAUCCACAACAUCAUCGAAACUGCUGCUUCGAUCCCCGAAGGCCAGAACGAGCUCAAGCGCAACCAGCUGCGUGAGCUGGCUGCUCUCAACGGUACCCUUCGUGACGAUGAGAACCAGGCUUGCCAGAACUGCGGUCAAAUCGGCCACCGCAAGUACGAUUGUCCCGAACAGCGCAACUUCACAGCCAACAUCAUCUGUCGUGUCUGCGGUAACGCUGGUCACAUGGCUCGUGAUUGUCCCGACCGCCAGCGCGGCGCUAGCUGGCGUAACAGCGACCGUGCCGGCGCCAGCGCUAGGAUUGGUGGUGGCGACGGCAUGGAUCGCGAGUACGAAUCCCUCAUGGCUGAGCUUGGCAGCAGCGCGCCCCAGCAUCGCAUUGAGGCUGGUCCCGGCGCCUAUGAGGGCAACAAUGAUAGCUACGGUGGUGGUGAUCGCGGUGAUGUGAGGCCCUGGCAGCGUGGCCCGACCGGUGCGGCUGCUCCUUGGCGCCAGCCUCGUGAGGAUCGUGAGCGCGGCGAUAGCGGCUCUGCUCCUCCGCCGUGGGCCAAUGGUGGCGGUCGCGGCGGCAACUCGGACAGCUAUGGUGGAUAUGGGCAGAGCGGUUAUGGCGCCCCUCCGGCUCCAGGUGCUGCUCCCUGGCAACAGGCAUCAGCUGGCGCUCCCCCGCCACCUCCAGGCGGCCAGCCUUGGGGUUACGGUUAUCCUGGUGGUUAUGACCAGAGCUCGGGCUACGGCCAGCCUCCUAUGGGCGCACCCCCGGGCCUGGCUCCUCCUCCUGGCAUGCCUCCCAUACUCUCUGGGUUCCCUGGUGCUGGUAGCCCUCCGCCACCCCCUCCUCCUGGUGACGCUCCACCGCCGCCCCCUCCCAGCGACCAGCCCCCGCCGCCUCCUCCUGGCGCCUAA
Lasiodiplodia theobromae is the source of this 1701-nucleotide messenger RNA. RefSeq names its product Branchpoint-bridging protein. The record is from RefSeq and is a predicted model, not a curated record. The transcript has 5 exons. NCBI's taxonomy places the organism in Eukaryota, Fungi, Ascomycota, Dothideomycetes, Botryosphaeriales, Botryosphaeriaceae. Bases 1 to 1701 code for a protein of 566 amino acids. Gene Ontology annotation, molecular function: mRNA binding; zinc ion binding. Gene Ontology annotation, cellular component: nucleus. Gene Ontology annotation, biological process: regulation of mRNA splicing, via spliceosome.